Molecule: messenger RNA, 312 nt
Organism: Lactuca sativa (garden lettuce)
Lineage: Eukaryota; Viridiplantae; Streptophyta; Magnoliopsida; Asterales; Asteraceae
Source: RefSeq, a predicted model, not a curated record
AUGUCUCAUCUUUUGGCGGUUAAGAAAAUAUUUCGAUACCUCAAAGGUACAAAGAGUCUCGGAAUCUGGUAUCCAGCAAAUGAGAGUUUCCUCCUUCAAUCUUACUCUGAUUCAGUCUAUGGUGGUCUUCAAUUGGAUAGAAAAAGCACCUCUGGUGGCUGUCAAUUUUUGGGUGAAAGAUUGGUUAGUUGGUCAUCUAAGAAACAAAAUUGCAUUGCUCUUUCAACAACUAAAGUAGCAUACAUUGUUGCUGCUAGUUGCACUUCUCAAGUUCUUUGGAUGGAAUCACAACUUUUGGACUAUGGUUAUUGA